Rhagoletis zephyria (snowberry fruit fly) is the source of this 3967-nucleotide messenger RNA. RefSeq names its product adenylyl cyclase 78C (gene Ac78C). Lineage: Eukaryota; Metazoa; Arthropoda; Insecta; Diptera; Tephritidae. The record is from RefSeq and is a predicted model, not a curated record. Gene Ontology annotation, cellular component: plasma membrane. Gene Ontology annotation, molecular function: adenylate cyclase activity. Gene Ontology annotation, biological process: intracellular signal transduction; cAMP biosynthetic process; adenylate cyclase-activating G protein-coupled receptor signaling pathway.
CGAAUAUAGUGAAUAAUCAAAUUCGCGCUGAGAUGUAUAAAGGCACAGAUCCCACUGUCGAAACGCAAUUUAAUAAACUCUAUGUGUAUCCGAUGGAUAAUGUUAGCAUACUGUUUGCUGAUAUUAAGGGUUUCACUGAACUGGCAAGUAAAACUUCCGCCCAACAGCUUGUGAAAAUUCUUAAUGAUCUGUUUGCUCGCUUUGAUCGUAUCGCCGAGUUCGAGAGUGACAAUUGGAAGACCCGGCCGGAUCAUGCGGUAUGCAGUGUGGAGACUGGACUGCAUAUGAUAAAGGCCAUCAAGGAUGUGCGACUGCAUACGCAUGUUGAUCUGAAUAUGCGCAUUGGCAUUCAUAGCGGCUCAGUGAUGUGCGGCGUUUUGGGCAAUAAAAAAUGGCAUUUUGAUGUUUGGUCCAACGAUGUUAUUAUUGCCAAUCAUAUGGAAUCUGGCGGUAUUCCUGGACGCGUACACAUUUCGGAGGCCACAUUGAAGUGCCUCAACGAGGCCUACGAAGUGGAGCCCGGCAACGGUGGUAGUCGUGACAAUCACUUGAAAAUGUUGAACAUCAAAACGUAUCUGAUAAAACGCACUGAGCCAUUAAGACCGAAACGUCGCUUUGGCACGCGCAGCAGUCAACAUUUGGCCAACACCAUUUCAAGUGCGACAGCUGCGGGCGGCAGCGAUGCCAGCACCCCAACUGCCGUCACAACACCCGCCAGCAUCGCUUCCAAAUCCAUAUCCACCACAACUGGUGUGGAAGCGCAACAGCAACAGCAACAGCAACAGCCACAGCCACAACCACAUUUGCCCCCCAAUCCUCUACCAUCGCUCGCUGCACUACAAAAGAAAAAUAUUUCAGUAAACUCAUUGCCAAAUGUAAUGGAGGGUGUUGCGUUGGGUAAUGGUGGACGUGCAGCUGAUGGCAUCAAUGGGCCUAGAAGCAUCGCAGGUGGCGGUAGUGAUAGCGCUGGUGGCAUUGGAGCUGGUGAUACAACUGGCUUGUCGACUGUUUCAUCGCCUACAACGCUGACUGCGCCUACAGUGGUCGAUCAACAGCCGCCGCUAAAAUUGAACGGCACUGCAGCGAGUGUACAGAACCUGACGAGCACAAUUGACCCGAAAGCAUUGAUUAUUGAGGAUGAACCGACCACUGAAUGGACGCCGGAAAUUCCAUUUAAAAAUCUAAACUCGCCACAGGACGGCCUCAAUCGCAGCGAUUCGGUUUUAUGUGAUACCAAACAGGAACAUGGCCUUUCAAUGACGGCGUUGGAUGAAGAGAUUGAUGAUUUCAUAGAACAAAAUAUACAAAUUAACUCCAAUAAGGAGAUACGACGGGAGUACCUGAACACAUGGACUUUGAAGUUUAAAGAUCGCGGUCAAGAACAAAAGUUUUGUCAAUUACGCGAAGAUAUGUUUAGAUCGAAUAUGCUGUGCAUUUUUAUCAUCUGGCUGUUUAUUGUAAUGUGCCAAGUAAUUAUUAUACCACGUUGUACCAAAUUAAUUAUUUGCCUAGUGGUGGGCACAAUCUUCUUAACAUUUGCUUGCGUGCUAGUCAUGGCAGAAGAGUUCUCAAAUCUCCCACUCUACCUGAAACAAAAUUCUGCCAAACUUGUUCAUCAACGGCGGCGGCGUACAUUCUUCAUUUGCAUUGUCAUCGUAAUGAUGUCGGUGUUGAGUGCAAUUGGCUUGGUACUCUGUCCGGAUGCAACAUUCGCCUUUGACAGCACCGGCGACAAUAAAACCUCAACAUCCACUACACAGUUAACUAGUAACAACAACUCGGUUAGUGCUCUGUUGGCAAGCGGCAGUGAAAAGGAAAUCAAAUUAAAUGUUUACCUAUCGGCGACAAUACAUCACAACAUCACCAUCAAUGCAGCUAAUGGCACAAUUGUCGAUGCAUUCAUCACCGACAAUCUCACAGCAGCAGCACCAGCUGGCGAUCUUGUACGCCAAAGCAUUGUUAAUGCGCUCAAUUUAACACAAACACCUAUAAAUCUGCUGAAUGCAUCAGCCAACACACUCGAAUCCUUCGAACAAUCGCCACGCGGCAUUUUAAUGGCAACCGCUGCCGCCGCCGCUGCUGCUGCUGCUGCUGCACCGCUAGUCAACGACACCGACACCGACACCGACACGGAAUCGGAACUGACUGAUGCAGCUCACUUGGAGCUCUACAACAGCAUCAACACUUUUAAUAGCACGGAUGAUACGACGGUGCAUCGAAAUGUUUGUGCGCAUCCCGAGUAUAUCAUUUUCACCUGGGUGCUGUGUCUCGUUUCGCUUGCGACAGCGCUAAAGCUCUACUAUCUCAUCAAAACUUUACUCGCAAUGGCUAUGGUCGGCUGCUAUAUGAUCUUAAUAUUGACACUGUUCCAAGCGCUCUACUCGUCAUCAGCUGCGAGUUUCGAUUAUCUACGCAUGGCCAUGCCACUGGAUGUGCAGAUGCUUAUACUGCUGUGCUCAUUCUUGAUUAUGGUCGGCUAUCAUGCGCGCCUGGUAGAGGUCACUUCGCGUUUGGAUUUCAUUUGGAAGGAGCAAGCUGAGCGUGAAUUAAUGAAUAUGAAAUCGAAUCGUGCACUUAACGACACAUUAAUUAAGAACAUUUUGCCAGAUCAUGUUGCCGCCUAUUAUCUCUCCGAUGAGCACACUGACGAAUUGUAUUCGAAAAACCAUGCACUUUGUGGUGUUAUGUUUGCUUCUAUACCCAAUUUUCAGGAUUUCUAUUCGGAGGACAUCGACAAUGGCAAGGCAUGCAUACGCAUAUUGAAUGAGAUUAUAUGCGACUUCGACGAACUCCUGGAGGAACCCCGCUUUGCGUCCAUUGAGAAAAUCAAGACUGUUGGCGCCACCUACAUGGCCGCUUCCGGUCUAAAUUCAGCACAUUUGAAUGCACGCGGCGAGACAGCGGAAGACAGCGUUUGCGAUUUGGUUGAGUUUGCCUUUGCCAUGAAACAAAAACUGGAGGAAAUCAACAAGGAAGCAUUCAACAACUUUCAGUUGCGCGUGGGCAUCUGCAGCGGUCCCUUGGUGAGCGGUGUGAUUGGCGCGCGCAAGCCCGUCUAUGACAUCUGGGGCAAUACGGUGAACGUGGCCUCACGUAUGGACUCCACCGGCGAGAAUUGGCGCAUACAAGUGCCUACCAAAACUUCAGAGCUGCUAAAGGGCAAGGGAUACACGUGUGUGAAACGCGGCGAGAUAAAUGUAAAGGGCAAAGGCCUAAUGGUCACGUACUUUGUGCAUCCUAGAGGCGCCAAUGAAAGUCAAUUAUCGUCACCGGUGCGACUGCCGGCGGGUGUGCCAUUAUCGCAGACGCCCAACUUACAGCGCCAGACAUCGCAUCAUGGCUCCUUCAGCGCUGUGGUGUUCGGCAUGUUGCAGGCAUCGAAACGUAGCACAACCAUAGCAGGCACACCGACUGGCACUCCCUCACCGCAAAUAAGACGUGGUCGUCGUGGUAGUACCUUCAGUUCAGUGCGUCUAUCGCAAAAGUCUACCACCACCAACAAUCCGGUGAGGCGGAAUACAACACGAGUGCGUGGUCGCUCAUAUCGACAGAAGAAGAGCUCGUCCAACAACUCGAUAGUAACACAGACCAGUAAUUCGUACAUCUCGUCGUUUCGACGCAUCGAUCAAAUUGAGACGACGCUGUCCAAAAGUCACAAUGAUGCUUUAUAGCCAAUGCGCAAUUGGGUGUAAGUCGACGCACCAGCGCAAGGCGACCAAUUUUAAUUUACUACUAAAUACUACUACAUAUGUGCACACUUAUUUAUUAUACGAGUAUAUUAGCUAUAUUUUUAGAUAUAUAAAAAAAUUAGUUUAGUAAAGAUAUUUACGAAGGAUAAAAAAAGUUUGACAAGCACUUCCCAGUGAUCCCUUUGGUGUAAACUGAUUUCAAUUAAGCAAAAAGUGCAUUUAUUUUUGGAGCAUUUUUUAAUAAGUUAGUAACUUAGAUUCAGAUACAUACAUAUGUA